AAAUGUAUGUAUGUAUGUUCUAUGAUACAUUGCAUUCAGCCAAGAGCAAGAGUUUUGAACAACCAAAAAAAUGCGGCAGCUGGUUCUGCUUCAAGAUUCAUCAACAUGGCUUAGUAGUUGUUUUUACACAAUGAUCUAUGCAAUCUUGUUAUGGUUGAUAUUUCAAAUAAUAGCAAAGAUCUUCUUAUGGCAUAGUACUAGUCCUCCAGAAUCAACGGUUCAGAUUCCACCAGGCAAUCGAGGAUUGCCAUUGAUAGGAGAAACCUUGCAGUUUAUGGCUGCCAUCAAUAGUAGCAAGGGCUUCUAUGACUUUGUAGAGGUUCGCAGACUUAGGUAUGGGAAGUGCUUCAAAACCAAUAUAUUUGGAGAGACACAUGUAUUUGUUUCGAGCACUGAAUCAGCAAAGACAAUACUAAACAAUGAAUUGGGAAGAUUCACCAAGAGAUACAUAAGGUCGGUUGCAGAGGUAGUUGGAGAUCAAAGUUUGCUCUGUGCUCCCCAACAACAACACAAGUUCAUCCGCAACCGCCUUUCCAAUUUGUUCUCUAAAAGUUCUCUCACGCAUUUUGUCAAACAGUUUGAUCAACUAAUUAUAAAUCAACUUACUAGCUGGGAACGUCAAGGCACUGUAGUGGUACUGGACCAAGCCCUCAAGUUUACCUUUGAGGCAAUGUGCAAGAUGUUGAUGAGUUUGGAGGGAGAAGAAGAAGUAGAAAUGUUGGGAAAAGAUGUUGGUCUGGUUUGUAAGGCUAUGCUAGCGUUCCCAUUGAGGUUACCUUGGACUAGAUUCCAUAGAGGCCUCCAGGCAAGAGAAAGAAUCAUGGGCACACUGGAUAAGAUGAUUAGUCAAAGAAGAAGAAACUUAGAAGAAGUAAAUCAUGAUGAUUUCCUCCAACACCUUCUCAUGGAAGAUGAUGAUAAAGCAUAUGAUGAUGAAGCCCAAUCCCCAUCACCAUCACUAUCUGAUUUAGAGAUUAAGGACAACAUCUUAACCAUGAUUAUUGCAGGUCAGGACACAACUGCUAGCGCAAUUACAUGGAUGGUCAAGUAUUUGGAUGAAAAUCAAGACGUCCUUCGCAUACUUGAGGCUGAGCAACUGUCCUUGGCAAAAAAAUCUUCAUCCGAGUCAUUCCUUACGCUAGAUGAUCUUAAUUACAUGCCAUACGCUUCUAAGAUUGUUAAAGAAUCGUUGAGGAUGGCAUCUGUAGUACCAUGGCUCCCAAGAUUAGCACUGCAGGACUGUGAGAUUCAUGGAUAUAAGAUCAAGAAAGGGUGGAACAUUAAUAUUGAUGCCAGAUCAGUACACCUUGAUCCUUCAGUUUACAAUGAUCCUAGCAAGUUCAUUCCAUCCAGGUUUGAUGAUGAAUCGAAACCAUAUAGCUUCUUAGCAUUUGGACAAGGAGGGAGGACAUGUUUGGGGAUGAAUUUGGCUAGGGCUAUGAUGCUAGUUUUUCUCCACCGUCUUGUCACCACUUACAAGUGGAAGGUGAUUGACUCGGAUUCAAGCAUUGAGAAGUGGGCACUUUUCUCAAGAUUAAAAAGCGGUUGCCCUAUACACGUUAUGCGUAUUAAGUAGCUAUAGAGUAUAUUAUUACUCAAAUUAAUGGACAUUGCAUAUAUAUAUAUAUAUAUAAUAAAACUAUAAUUAGUGAGAGGUUUUACCAAUCAUAUGAAUUAGUAGUUGUUUGGGAUGUACUAUAUAAGUGCAUUUUUUUGACUUUUUGGUUAAAAAAGUAGAGAAAAAAAUAUGCAUGUUUGAGAUAACCUUUUGACUGUUUAUAAAAAGAUGUAUAAUA
Messenger RNA from Camellia sinensis, 1796 nucleotides. RefSeq names its product cytochrome P450, family 722, subfamily A, polypeptide 1 (gene CYP722A1). NCBI's taxonomy places the organism in Eukaryota, Viridiplantae, Streptophyta, Magnoliopsida, Ericales, Theaceae. Gene Ontology annotation, biological process: brassinosteroid biosynthetic process; sterol metabolic process; brassinosteroid homeostasis. The record is from RefSeq and is a predicted model, not a curated record. Gene Ontology annotation, molecular function: oxidoreductase activity, acting on paired donors, with incorporation or reduction of molecular oxygen; iron ion binding; monooxygenase activity.